Fundulus heteroclitus (mummichog) is the source of this 1658-nucleotide messenger RNA. RefSeq names its product dynein assembly factor 3, axonemal. Lineage: Eukaryota; Metazoa; Chordata; Actinopteri; Cyprinodontiformes; Fundulidae. Gene Ontology annotation, biological process: motile cilium assembly; axonemal dynein complex assembly. The record is from RefSeq and is a predicted model, not a curated record. The coding region runs from base 145 to 1509 and encodes 454 amino acids. The transcript is spliced from 12 exons.
CAACAUGAAGGUCCCUGAGAGCGAGGCGCCGUCUCACCGCUAGAUGGCGCCCUUCCUUGGACAGCGUUGCCUAGCAACGGAACUUAAACUUAUCGCCAGGACUCAAUAACAACAACUUUGGCCACUGCUGUUGUUCCGCUGUGGAUGAGGAUGAGUGCCGGCCGGGCGUCUGAAGGAGCGGGUUGUAUCGCCUGGUGGGGCUUCAGUCCAGCACGAAAUCUGCUCAGAUUGGGCCCUGUGACGUUUGAUGGAGAGGUGAACAUACUCCUGGUCGGGAGUGGGGAUCCAAGACAUAUUUUGAAGACUAUUGCGGAUUCUCCAGACAAGCAGAACCUUCAUGUAUGGGUGAUUGAAACAAGCAUGGAAGUCGUGGCUCGGCAGCUGCUUCUCCUCUACCUCACACUUCUGCCGCAGGAAAGGAUGGGAAUCAACGAGAAGACGGAAGUUUUCCUGGAGCUUUUUGGAAACGGUGAAAUCCGCAGUCAGACUGAAGAGACGCUGAGGCGAGCUGCGGCACAGCUCAUUCUCUCUGUUACUGAAACAACAGAGGAGGCCAUGCACGCCUGCCUGAACACAACACUUCUGAAGUUUAGGGAACGAGAUGAACUAACCAGAAUAUUCAAGCUGUGGCUCCAGGAAACGUCACCUGCAGCUUCUUCUCCGGUCCUGAUGUCCAAAGCCUGGGAUUAUCGGGUCAGGCAGCAUCUCGGUACCCGUUACGACUCCAGGAAGGGAUGCUUUGACUGGGACCUUACAAUGAAGCUGCAUGAGAAGGGGUGCGGUAUCAUCAGCAAACAGCAGUAUAUGCGAUGGAGAGAAAAGGGUCUGGCGUUUGAGAUGAGGGAAGGUAUCUACCAAAUAACCAAUCCCACUUUACUCUCCACAAGGGUCUUUAAUCAACAGAAAGGAGACAAAGUCGGUAUUAGAGGCUACUGGGGAGACAUCGUUUCCAGCCCGUAUCUUUCUUUUGGCGUUGAAACUGAUGACAGGAGCCUGCUGAAAACGCAGAAUGGGCAACACUUGAAGACAGCCCAGGAUCUGUCCUACGCAAACGUGCAGGAAUUGUUCCAGUCCCUGUCCAGCAGACGGGGCUGCCUCACUGCGCUUCACUCAGACCCAGACGCAGGGAAGGCGGCCACGCUGAGUCAGCAAGAAUCCCCCAGCGUUAAUGACUUGAUGCCCCUCGGGGGGGUCUCGGUAACCUUCCUGCCGCUGGACUCGCUCCAAAAGCUGCCACAGAAGCAGAAAUACUGCCACUACUUCAACACAAUCUACUUCUCCACCACCUGCGUGCACCAGUUGGGCCCCGCCAUGAGACAGAUUGCUGCACCAGACGGCGUGCUUGUGGUGGAGCUGGCCAAGUACGUUCUGGACCUGAACAAAGAACAAGAGGCCGGCUUCGCAGAGAAAGCGGCAAGCUCGGCUCUGGAGGCGGGAUUUGAACCCUGGCGUGAGGCCGGCAGCGACGGCGUCCACGCGGUUUUCGUCCAGCAGAAGAAGAAGAAGUGAAGACGGUUGGCUCCAUCGCAGCUCUGCAGAUUGCUUCUGUUGAGACCAGAUGUCACGAGUUUUAGGAGGAAAACAAACUCAGCAGGCUUUUAUUUUUUUAUUAAGAUUUUCAGUUAAAUUAAAAUCUUGACUAGACGAUGUGUUCCAGG